AUGGGAAUAGAAUUCGCUGUCAAUAUGUCCGAUGAAGUUUCACUUUACGGGGGAAAAAGUGCCUUUACCCAAAUGGAGCACAACAUAGUGGCUGGAUAUCUGAUAACGGCAGGUAUCGUGAGUUUAGCCAGCAACAUUGUGGUUCUGUUGAUGUUUGUGAAGUUUAAGGAGCUGCGCACUGCCACCAACAUCAUCAUCAUCAACCUGGCUCUUACUGACAUCGGAGUGGCUGGUAUCGGAUAUCCCAUGUCAGCAGCCUCUGAUAUCCAUGGUAGCUGGAAGUUUGGAUACACUGGUUGUCAGAUCUAUGCAGCUCUCAACAUCUUCUUUGGCAUGGCGAGUAUUGGCCUGCUGACGGUGGUGGCCAUCGACCGAUACCUCACCAUCUGCAGACCUGAUCUAGGACAGAAAAUGACGAUGCAAUCGUACAACCUAAUUAUUCUGGCAGCGUGGCUCAAUGCUGUGUUCUGGUCCUCCAUGCCGGUGGUGGGGUGGGCUUCUUAUGCCCCUGACCCCACUGGAGCCACAUGCACCAUCAACUGGAGGAACAAUGAUGCCUCCUUCAUCUCUUACACCAUGGCUGUGAUUGUUGUGAACUUCAUACUACCUCUGUCCAUCAUGUUGUACUGCUAUUACAACGUGUCCGUCACUAUGAAGAGACACACAGACAGCAACGGACUGGACAGCAUCAACAUGGACUGGACCGAUCAGAUGGACGUCACCAAGAUGUCGAUAGUAAUGAUCGUCAUGUUCCUGGUGGCCUGGUCUCCGUACUCCAUCGUGUGUCUAUGGGCUUCAUUUGGUGACCCAAAGAGAAUCCCUGCCGCCAUGGCCAUCAUCGCUCCACUCUUCGCCAAGUCCUCCACCUUUUACAACCCCUGCAUUUAUGUGAUCGCCAACAAAAAGUUCAGAAGAGCCAUCAUAGGAAUGGUCCGAUGUCAAACCAGGCAGCGAAUCACCAUCAAUACUCAGGUUCCCAUGACAACCUCCCAACAAACUCUGACCCAGUGA
Trematomus bernacchii (emerald rockcod) is the source of this 1011-nucleotide messenger RNA. It is a transcript of the gene rrh, whose product is annotated as retinal pigment epithelium-derived rhodopsin homolog. Lineage: Eukaryota; Metazoa; Chordata; Actinopteri; Perciformes; Nototheniidae. Gene Ontology annotation, molecular function: G protein-coupled receptor activity. Bases 1 to 1011 code for a protein of 336 amino acids. Gene Ontology annotation, cellular component: membrane; photoreceptor outer segment. Gene Ontology annotation, biological process: G protein-coupled receptor signaling pathway; visual perception. The transcript is spliced from 7 exons. The record is from RefSeq and is a predicted model, not a curated record.